Molecule: messenger RNA, 1200 nt
Organism: Homarus americanus (American lobster)
Lineage: Eukaryota; Metazoa; Arthropoda; Malacostraca; Decapoda; Nephropidae
Product: innexin shaking-B-like
Biological process (GO): phototransduction
Cellular component (GO): plasma membrane; gap junction
Molecular function (GO): gap junction channel activity
Source: RefSeq, a predicted model, not a curated record
AUGUUGAACCUCAAUGAUUCUACUGUACAUGAGGAGGAGAUAUGGGACAACUUAAUAUAUUUAAAACACCUUCAGUUUCGAAUAUGCCGAGGACUUCUGUUCUAUACUCCUCACUGGUUAUGGAAGACCUGGGAAGGCGGCAAGCUGGACUCCAUCGUGAUGGGUCUCUCUAUGCCUGUCAUGAGCAAGGAUGAACGUCACGAGAAAAUCCACCUACUGGCAGACUACCUGUACUCCUCUAUCCACUAUCAUAACUUUUACGCCAUCAAGUUCUUCCUCUGCGAGUUACUAAACUUGGGGAAUUCGCUGUUCAACAUGUGGUUCCUGAACAAGUUCUUAGGGGGUAUGUUCUUCAAAUAUGGUAUUGAUGUAUUGUAUUUCACAGAGACCAACCAGGAAGAGCGGACGGACCCUAUGAUCGUCGUCUUUCCCCGAGUAACCAAGUGCAACUUUAACAUGUACGGUCCUUCUGGAUCCAUCGAGACUCACGACCUAAUGUGUGUUCUCGCUCUCAACAUCAUUAAUGAGAAGAUAUACGUCUUCCUGUGGUUCUGGUUUGUCAUCCGGUGCAUUAGUACCUUAGCACUUGUCUACCGUCUUUUAGUGUUCUGUGUCCCGGCGAUUCGCUCUGGUCUUCUACAGAAGCGAGCAGGGCUACGAUUUAAGAACGGCCUGACGUUAUCUCAAAAAACUCAAGUGGGAGAUUUCUUCUUGCUUUAUCUUUUAAGCAAAAAUGUAGAGCUCGUGUCUUUUAGCUUUUUGAUGGAAGAGUUGGCAUCACGACUAACAAACAGACCCAUUCACCCAGACCUAGAGAUGUCGGCGCCACCGCCACUCCCAGAACGAUUUCACCUCAUGAACGAAAAUGCGUGACAUCUCCCACCUGCUACAAGCACACUGACGAGACAACACACAGUACUGAUUUGCUCUAUAUUUAACAAUAUGUAAAAAAAUGAUUAACCUCUCUUUUACCUCCUUAGCAUUUUAGCAUUUAGUUAUCUUAUAGAGAGUGUUAGUGUGAUUAUUGUCCAAGUUAUACGGUAAAGACAAACGCCCAACGUGUUUAACGAUGGUGACUUCAGUAGUGUCAGUUCCACUUCACACUUAAUAUUGUAAUGAUGACAGUGUGGUUGCGUGAUGUGAUUAUGGCAGUGUUAGUGUGUGAUGAGAUGAUGGCAGUGUGGGUGUGUAAUGUAAUGA